Messenger RNA from Rotaria sp. Silwood2, 411 nucleotides. NCBI's taxonomy places the organism in Eukaryota, Metazoa, Rotifera, Eurotatoria, Philodinida, Philodinidae. The record is from the annotation of a GenBank genome assembly.
AUGUAUUUUGCUGAUUAUUUUCCAGAGACAGAAUAUGGUCAAUAUCAUAUUCAUUCAUAUUUUUAUAAACUGGAACAUUAUAAUCGUAUAAUAAAUAUUUUUCCAGGUGAAAUAUUUAAAUAUGUUUAUAAAACGUCAUUAUUUGAUAAACGCCCUUUUGAACAGGAAUUUUUUCUUCAAAUUACUCAAUCAUUUUCAUUGUUGGAAAUUUUGAUUGUAGUUAAUCAAAAACGAAAAAAUAAUAAACAGUAUAGAAAAUUCAAAAAUGAAAAUCAAGAUUUAUCAAUCAUUAAAUAUCCUGAUCGUAAAGAACUUCAUCUUGUUAUGGCUCAAAAAGAUUAUCUUGAACAAUUCUUAAUUGAUACUGAAACGUGUUUAUCAAAUAAUGUUUAUCUUCGUACGACUUAUUGA